Molecule: messenger RNA, 1422 nt
Organism: Rhodofomes roseus
Lineage: Eukaryota; Fungi; Basidiomycota; Agaricomycetes; Polyporales; Fomitopsidaceae
Exons: 5
Coding region: 143-1207 (354 amino acids)
Molecular function (GO): protein binding
Source: RefSeq, a predicted model, not a curated record
GUCCAAUUCUCUGCUGAGGAGCUACUUACGGGAAGGUGGUUUCACCUUCGAUUCUACGGCGUACUACGAAUGAGUCGUUUUGAUCUCGACGCGUCCGAGUCGUCCAACUCCAGAAUUGUCAACUUAUAAAAACAUUUCGUACAUGAUGGAGGUGGACGCGCCCACUAACGCCACUGAACAGCCGACGCGCGACGCUCCUCCUCCUUUCGACAAGACCACUGGGGAUGUAAUCCUCAGGUCGUCGGACAGAGUUGACUUCCGCGUCCGCAAAGCUAUCAUGUCCGAGGCGUCUUCUGUCUUUGAAGACAUGUUCAGUUUGCCCCAACCUCCGACCGACCACGCAGAGUCCAGCCUUGCAAGCGCAAACAGCGGACGUCCUGGAGAACCAAGUACCAGCUCGACAGAUUAUAAGGACGGCUGUCCUGUCAUUGUCAUGCAAGAGAGGAGCAAGGUCCUCGAAAGACUACUACGUCUCUGCUAUCCCGUCACGAAGCCGUCAUUGGAUUAUCUCGACCUUCUUUCCCCCGUCCUAGCUGCAGCCGUGAAGUAUGCGAUGGAUGGCAUCGUGCCUACCAUUCGACAAGAUCUCCGAAGACUCGCGAAGGAGGAGCCGCUACGUGUGUACUGUCUGGCGAUACACUAUGGGUUCGCGGAGGAAGCCGAAGAAGCCGCGAGGGCAUCACUGCAGCUCCCCCGACGCAUGCUGUACGUCUCGGUCAACUUGAAUGGCGUCCCGGAGCUUGAACUCGUUGACGGGAGGGUACCUCUGCUACUGCUCGAUUAUCACCAGCGGUGCUCCGACGCACUAGUCCGUCUCAAGCGCGAUGUACCGUUCUUAUCCCAAGACUGGGUAUGGAUGAAAUGCGACGCGGAUGUAGACGAUUGCCCCUCGGCGGGUGUGAACAUCAAGUUUUCAGAAGGUGGACUAUUGACUCCUACCAAAUGGUGGUGGGACUACUUGGUAGCCGUGGUUGAUAUCCUGAAGGAGAACCCAUCCAGCGAUGCCAUUCGGCGCGACACGCUGCUGCUUGACAAGGCAAUCAAGGAAGCCUUCGCGUGCGAAGUGUGUGGAGAGUUAGCGCAACAGCACAUGCGCAUUUUCAUUGACCGACUGGUUAGUUACGUGGAUAUGAAGGUAUCAAAGAUCAGGCUACCUGCGAACGUACGCAAAGACGCGGCGCCGCGGCCGAUCAUUCCCCGGUACUAGAAUGGCCGUUGGCAUCGAUUCUGCAUGCACAUGGAUGCAACCAUCUGGGCCAAUGCCUUCAUUUCAACAGGCUUCCCAUAUGAAACCAUGGUUCCACCAGAUGGGUCGUCCAGCCCACGCUGCGGACCGAUCACAUUUCAUUAUGUCUGUUCAAAUGGCGUGUGUCAACGAGCAUAGAAGAUACGCCGUUAUAUAUUUAGUCUUAACAACUGCAA